Messenger RNA from Cuscuta campestris, 2947 nucleotides. Lineage: Eukaryota; Viridiplantae; Streptophyta; Magnoliopsida; Solanales; Convolvulaceae. The record is from the annotation of a GenBank genome assembly.
CUACGUAUUCCUUACUUUAAAAUAAAGUAGAGAAUUUAUUAGGGAAGUAGAAAUAAAUAGGGAAGUAAAAAAGGCAAUUUGGACGGAACCCAAAAAUAAGCAGUUUUUACCGACCAAAAUCAGGGGAGUCCCGUCCCGUCUUCACCAAAACCGUGGCGCAGGAACGCCAUUUGGAUGUCCUCCUGAGCACCAUGCCGACGCCAGCCUCACCGACGCCGCCGCCGCAUCGCAGCCGGACCGAGGACCUAAUAGGACGGCUGAGCUCCACGAGCUCCGAAAUUCAGCUUAAGGCUCUCCGGGAGCUUAAGAACCAGAUCAUCGGCAACCGAACUAAAAAGGUAUUAUUUCUCAAGCUCGGCGCCGUCCCCGCCGUCGUUUCCGUCCUUUCUUCAGCCGCCUCCGCUAGUGGAGGCGCAGAGAUCAACGAUUCCCUGUUAAUUCAGUCCGCGGCUGUUAUUGGGAGCUUUGCCUGCGGUCUCGAUGCGGGUGUCAAGGCGGUCCUAGAGGCCGGAGCUUUUCCUCUCCUUCUCCGCCUCAUUUCUCAUUCUAACGACAAGGUUGUGGGUGCUGGUGCAAGGUCCCUCAAGUUGAUUUAUCAGUCAAAAUUGGCUCCAAAAUAUGAUUUCAUCCAAGAUGACAAUGUGGCCUUUAUCCUUUUGCUAUUAAAUAGUGAGAAUGAAAAUGUUUCUGGACUGGGUGCAAGUAUCAUCUCGCAUUCUUGUAAGACAUAUGCAGAACAGAAGGCAUUGAGUGAUGCUGGAAUCACAAAAAGACUUAUUAGCCUUCUUGGAGGCUCUCUAGUUCAAAGGGAUGCUAGUCUAGAAGCCUUGGCCACAAUUAUGAAGCAAAAUCCUGAAGUCACUUUGGAAUUCAUGGAGCCCCAAAGGGGAAGAGCAUUGAAUAUGGUUAUCGAGCUAACUAAAGAUAAAUAUUCACGAACAAAACUGCUUGCAUGCACAUGCUUGAUUUCCAUUAUUCAUACUUCUCCUUCUUAUCUUCAAGAUGUACAAAUAAAAAGGAAAUUGAUACUAAUAUUACUGGAUCUUCUUGAGGAAUCUGGUCAAGUAGGAGAUGAAGCUCCUUUUGUUCUAUCUAGUUUAACUUCAGAAGAUGAGGGUCUGCAAAGAUUAGCAUUUGAAGCAAGUGCUAUUGAUAGACUUUGCAAACAUUUUGGAAAGGAUUCAUUACAACCAAGACGUUCUCAGGGAAUAUUGCAUGCACUGGCCGAUAUCUGUUCAAGGCUAGAAUGUUGUAGGGAUCGGCUGAUAUCUUUAGAGGCUUUUAAGCUUGUGACCGAGGCCCUUGGGGGCAAGAGCCCUGAAGUUCGUAUUGCAGCUUGCAUCUGUGUGAAAAAUGUUUCUCGUUCUGUCAAGCGCCUGAGUGCAGGUUGUUUUUUGAAGGAAACUGUAACAGCCCCCCUGGUUCAGCUUUUGUUUGACGAAUCUGAAAAUGUCCAGGUUGCUGCCCUUGGUGCCAUUAGCAAUGUCGUGGUUGAUUUUGUCUCAAAUAAAUCAAUAUUCCUGGAAUGUGGAGGCGUAAAACAGAUUGUUCAACUUUCGAAGUCAAUGGAUUCAACUAUUAGGGUAAAAGCAGUGUGUGCUUUGAGGAAUCUGGUGUUCCUUACAAACAACAGGUGCAAGGAAGAAAUCCUCUUGGAACUCACACAACCAGCAUUAGAAUGUCUCAUUUGUGACCCUGAAUCAUGUGUUCAAGAGCAAGCAUUGGCUCUUGUUGGAAAUCUUGUUGGUGGGUCCAUUGAUUGCAUUGAUUAUGUAUUUGUGGAUGAUGCUCUUCUGCUUCAUGCAGUGGGAAAACAGCUACAAAAUGCUUCAAAAGCUGAAGUUUUAAUUCAGGGUAUGUAUGUUCUAAGCAAUGUGGCAUCAGGAAAUGAGUUUCACAAGGAAGCAGUUAUGCACCAGCUUUUCCCGCCAUCAUCUAAUGACACCAUGCAAUCAGUGGUGUCUAAGUUCUUGCAGAGUAGUGACAGCCGAUUACGCACUGCUGCUGUUUGGGCUUUAGUAAAUCUUACUUUUCCUACAAGCAGUCCUGGAACAUCUGCUCGAGUUGUAAAGCUACACAAUAACGGCAUACUUUCUCAAUUGAAGAAUAUGGUUAAUGAUCCCUGUCUGGAUGUGAAGCUUAGAGCAAGAACAAUCAUUGGGCAAUCAAUGACUUGUGGCGAUGCCUCUGCAUGAAUGUCAUGCUUAUAAAUCUGGCCAAUUAUCUCCACAGCUGCCGCAGUGGAGGCGUGGAGCAUGAUCAUUUGGCCUUUAACUUCUUUUUAAGUGCAAUCUCUUCUUUGUCUUGAGUUUGGACCAUACAAGCAUGGUCCAAGCAUUCACUUCCAUACUUUUUCGUUUUGUAACUUUGAAGGUCUUCAUGAGGACACGCUCACAUUGUAUGUGAUUUUUCCCGAGCAGAGGUCUUAUAUUCCGGAUGUUUCUUUACAAGGACACGGUUAGCGUUUGCUAGUUUGUUCUGAACUAUUUUUCUUUAUAUCUCCCCGUCCGCCCACCCACAUCUAUCUACCUGCAAAGGCGUGGUGGACAGGGUGUGCAAUCCUCAUUUCUACAUGGUCUAGUAAGUAGGGAUUGUUUUGUAAAAAUGCAUUGGGGAGGAAUGUUCAUAUAUGCCUUGAAGGGUAUUCAUAUGGCCAGUUACAACCAUGCUAGGGGUAUCCCAAGGACUGUGCACCAAAAGUAUGCACCAAUAUUUCGAUGGUUCACACCGACACAAUAUACUAGUGCGAUCAAAAAAUUUUGCACUAGCAUUUUGUGCUUGCGUGAACCAUCACACUGGCACAAAGUGAAGGUGUACAAUUUGAGGUACAACUCUUGAUGUAUAAGUAGCUUAGUUGGAUAUUAUUGUGCAAUAAUCAAUGUACAACUACAAAUUUUAUUCCGAAACUAAAAUUUCUCCCCUGAGUGAAAAAAUUCUUCACCAUUGG